Octopus bimaculoides (California two-spot octopus) is the source of this 5058-nucleotide messenger RNA. RefSeq lists its product as uncharacterized. The record is from RefSeq and is a predicted model, not a curated record. NCBI's taxonomy places the organism in Eukaryota, Metazoa, Mollusca, Cephalopoda, Octopoda, Octopodidae.
UAGAUAGAUAGAUAGAUAGAUAGAUAGAUAGGUGUGUGUGUGGAUUUGUGUUUAUGCAUUGCUGUUAUUAUUCGGUGAAAGUGAGUGAGAGAGAUUGAGGAAGAAAGAGAGAGUGACGGACAGACAGAGAGAAAGAAAAGAAAAGAAAGAGUGAAAGAGAGUGACAGUGCACGAGUGUGGCGAGUGGUGAGUUGAGUAUGGCAAGCGGAGGGAGAGUGGAGAGUGGAUUUUGUCAUUAGUCCGGACACUCGAAUACGCCACGGAGAGGGAGAAACAGCGGUCUCCCUUUACAAACGGCCGGUGGUGGACAUCAACAAACGAUGCCACAGCGGCGGAACACGGCGGCAGUGACCGUCAAAGAGGAGGAACUCAAGGGUUACCUUCACAACAUCGCAGACUUCAGGCGGGGCAGAAUUAUCAGGAAAGGCCGGGAGGUGAAGAACGACAUUGUCUACGUGGAGAAAGGCAGCGACGGCUUCCUGUCGGACCGCGUUCGAAUCCGUCCAACGGCGGUCACAGCCGCCACCACCACCACCAACAACAAUAACACCAACACCACCACCACCGCUACCGCUACCGCCUCCGCCGCCUCCUACAAUAAUAAUAGCAGCAACGUUGGUGAUAAUGGUAGUGGUGUCCAGCCGUGGGCCCACUUGCAGAAACUAGGUCGGCGCAUCUGGGUGGCUAAAGAAAUCCUCAUGUGUAGCGGUCAAAUGAACUGUGAAAGGGAGUGCGGUGGCAUGGGGCGGUGCAGGGACGAUUGCCUAAAGAAAGAUGAAAAACGAGCAAAGAGCGGCCAUCGAUGUUCAUUCCGUGUCAACAUGCGGAUGUAUCUCCACAACAUUGGUAACUGGGAGGUUGACGUGACUGGGAGGCAUGUACCCCCAAAUAUCAAUUGGGUCCCGCCCAAAAAGAACCUUGUCAACAGGGUUAAGACGAACACAACGAGAAAGAACGACAGGCCAUCCCAGUGCGACACCAUUGCAUCUUCUAAAACCAUCGACCACAUUGGUGGGUUUGCUGACAGAGACAAAAGUUACGUUGAUAAAAAAUCCUCGAACUGCAUUGGCUGGACUUAUCCCACUAACAACAACAGCAACAACAAUAAUUAUAAUAAUCAUGCUUUUCCAUCCUUAUAUGGUACUGCAUCAAUUAUUGCAGUCCCUAAUCUGAACCAACUCCACCAAGUUGAGGACCAGGCUUUGGAUCUCACACAGAACCAUAGAAACUUAAAUUUUAUGCCUGACAAUGGAUCUACCAAAGAAUCUCUUCUCUCUACUGGCAAAUUCCUUAGUAAUAAACAAUUUCCUGUCACUGUAAUUCCAAAAGUUGAACAGACAGAAUUGUCAAACGAAGGUCAUUCAGAGAAAAAAACGAACGAAAUUCUUUCUUUUGUGAAAGAUGCUGUUAAACUUUCCAAAGACAAUAUGGAAGCGUUUGUGAUCGUUUCAACAGCACCAAACCAGUUUUCAUUCUGGGGUACUUCACAAUUCAUUAAUAAAUUCAAAUCUUCCGAGCCUUUAGUUCCAUACCACCCAGUAAAGUGCCGUGACUUUCUGGAACCUGACCAAAGUUUGUUGACUACAACACCAACGACCACUACAAUGAAAGCGAUGACAACAAUGGGAGAAACUGUAUCAAAUAAAAUGAACCAAUCACAUUUGAUAAGAAGUGAACAUGAAAGAAAAAAGGAGCAGCAACUCUCAGGUAAAAAGCAAAACUGCUUAAAGAUUCCUUCGCCAUAUUCUUUCAAACAUUCAGCACUCUUCCUGACAAAUUUACUGCACAAACGGAAUGCAACAAGUGCAGGUGCUGUCGUGCAAGUACCGGGUUUUAACGUGUCAAAGAAUUCAAAUAAACACAAAACGAAAGCCUUCAAAAGGAAGUCGUCCACCCAAGACAUGAACAUCGAUGACAGCCAAGAAAAGGUCACGUCUAAAUGGAACGGGGAUGAGUUUCACGACAGUCGGGAUGUUGACAGCGAGGAGGGUGACGAAGAAGAGGCGCCAAAGGAGAAUGUUGUCAUUACUCUCAUGCAAAAAGAGCGCAGCCAGGCACUUCUGCGGAUUUUAAAGUCAAGGAGGAACAAGGCAGGGAAGAAUUUCAAAUUUGGUGCAAAUGUGCAAAAUGGGUUGACUAGAGAUGUAAAUCCUAGUAAAAUUAAAAAUACAUCUCUUGUUGACUAAACACUGCAUGGCCACAUGUUGCCAUCUGCAGUGAUAUCCAAUGUGUGUGUAUAUAAGUUAGAGGUGUUUAACCCUUUUGAUACCAACCCGCCUGAAACCGGCUCUGCCUCUGAGUACAAAUGUCUUGUUUUCAAAAGUUUUGAAUUAAAAUUUUCCACCAAACCUUAGUCACAAUUUAUGUUCCUAACACUAGCUUAAUGAUAACUAAGUUAUUUUACUAAAUUCUUUGUUAUAUUUAAAAUUAAUUGAAAGAAACACAGAGCAUCUCAACAGAAAUAUAGUAACAAAAGGGUUAAAAUAUAUAAUAGAGAAACAGUUCUUAACCCUUUUGAAACCAACCUGGUUGAAACCACCUCUGGCUCUGCAGUACAAAUAUCCUGUUUUCAUAAGAUUUGAAUUAAAAUCUUCCACUAAACCUUAGUCACAAUUUAUGUUCCUAACACUAACUUAAUGAUAAUGAAGUUAUUUUACUAAAUUCUUUGUUAUAUUGAAAAUGAAUUGAAAGAAACACAGAGCAUCUCAAUAGAAAUAUAGUAACAAAAGGGUUAAACCCUCUAAGGGAUAGAUAUAUUCAGAGGCACUCCUAGUAAUUACCUCAGUAAGUAUGGUCCUUGUUAUAAGGUAUAUGGCAGCAGGUAAUUUAAAAGGUAAACCGUAGUUUAAUGUAUAUAUAGAUGAUAAGAAAAUGGAGGAAAAAAUAACAAUGAGAAGUUGGUCUUUGAUGCUAAAAGACCAUUAUUUAAUUAGUUAAGAAAGGUGACAUUUUCUACCUCACACCAUCUUCCUCUUACAAUGAUUGUUUGUCCUUUAUUUUUUACAAAACAUUCCUUAUUUAUUAUGAAUUAUUAUAAGUUGUUAUCAUCAUCAAUAAGGCGGUGAACUAGCAGAAUCGUCAGUACGGCAGACAAAAUCUGUUGCUAUGUUCCGAGUUCCAAUACCACCAAGGUCAACUUGGUCUUUCAUCUUUUCAGGGUCAAUAAAUUAAGUACUAAUGAAACAUUGGGGGUUGGUGUAAUCAACUAUACCCUUCCCCCAAAAUUUCAGGCCAAAGGAUUAUUAUUAUUAUUAUUAUUAUUAUUAUUAUUAUUAUUACUAUUACUAUUAUUAUUAUUAUUAUUAUUAUUAUUAUUAUUACUACUACUACUACUACUACUACUACUACCACUACUACUACUACUACUAUUAAGGUGGCAAGAUGGCGGAAUCAUUAGCACGCCAGGUGAAUGCUAAUUGGCAUUUCUUCCAUCUUUACGUUCCGAGUUCAAAUUCCUCCAAAGUUAACUUUGCCUUUCAUCCUUUGGGGUCAAUAAAUUAGGUACCAGUCAAGAACUGGGAUCAAUGUGAUCGACUACCCACCUCUCCACAAAUUCCAGGCUUUGUGCCUAUAGGGCUUUCCUAUAAGUAGGAUAUCUCCCUUGGCUAGGUGGCGCUCCAUGUAGAUAAUUAAACUUCCGGAGGCUACCCACGCCAUUGUUAUUGUUUUACGUCUUAUCAUGGAUGUAAAGCAGCUUGAUGAUUCAGCUAUCGAAGUACUUACUGUGCCUGAGUUAAAGAAAUAUUUAAGAUUAUAUGGACAGUAUGUUACUGGAAGAAAGGCGGACUUGACUGAAAGGUUGAAAGGAAUAAAAAUUCUGUCGAUGAAGAAUGUCAACAAAGUAAAUUCAUCGGACGAUAAGUCUGAAGUAUCGGACGAUACUUCAGACAGGAAUAAGCAGAAGCUUAUAUCUCCUCUCGGUGAAGUAUUGCCUGAUCUAAAGAUCUUUGUAAGUUGCCGAAUUUCACAGAUAAUGACAUAAUUACCUCGUGCUACGGAUGAAAGCAAAGCAACAGUUAAGGAGUGGCAUAUUUUACCACGACAGACACGUACACAGCAUCGAAUACCAUGAUGUGAGUGAAAGCUGCCCUCACUGUAUUGUCCGGUGUCUGGUAAUCCCUUCGAUACCGACAUCAAACCAAAUUAGAAUCCUGACCACAGAGUGUGGGUAAUUGUGUCAAAGGUCACUGGCAAUGUGCAUUCAGCUGAUUGCAACUGUUAAAGCAAGUCACUGAGCAUGCGUACAUGUCAUACGGGAGAGUUCCAAUCAGGGGUGGAUAACACCUUAUAGGAAAGCCCUAUAUUAGAGGGGAUUAUUAUUAUUAUUAUUAUUAUUAUUAUUAUUAUGGUGGUGAACAGGCAGAAACGUUAGCACACCAGGCAAAAUGCUUAGUGACAUUUCGUCCAUCUUUGAGUUCUGGGUUCAAAUUCCAUCGAGGUCGGUUUUACCUUUCAUCUUUUGGGGGUUGAUAAAUUAAGUACCAGUCAAGAACUGGGGGUUGGUAUAAUCAGCUUAUCCCCCUCCCAUAAAACUACUGGCCCUGUGCCAAAAUUAUUAUUUUUAUAUAAUUCUUAUUUAUUGAUUUAUUACUAUUUAUUUAUUAAUGUUAGUUAAUUAGCCUUCGAUUCAUUCACUGCUGAAGACUUGGUCUUCAGACCUAUUUCUAACACCUCCCUGUCAACAAUAUCUCUGUUCUCCUCCCUCAUCCCACCACAGCUGCCAUCUACUACGAGCUCUCACAAGUCAUUUCCACACCACCACCACCACCACCACCACCACCACUACAUUCAUUGCAACCAUCACCAUACACCACCACCACAUACAACAUCACUACCACCAAUACCAUACCAUCACUAUAACUAUCAUCACCACCAUCAUCAUUGCAACUACACCAUUGAAAUUCAUCUCUGCCACAUCAGUGCCUGAGUGUGGACGAGAAGAUAUUGCAGGUCGACGGCCAUCUUUGUCUAUUGUAACAUGCUAUGUGACAGAUUAAAUGAUUUGAAAUGAAUAAAAAAAUAAAAAUAAAAGAGAGAGAGAAAGAGAUGUAGAAGAAA